Ylistrum balloti is the source of this 2272-nucleotide messenger RNA. RefSeq lists its product as uncharacterized. The transcript has 7 exons. Bases 164 to 2077 code for a protein of 637 amino acids. The record is from RefSeq and is a predicted model, not a curated record. NCBI's taxonomy places the organism in Eukaryota, Metazoa, Mollusca, Bivalvia, Pectinida, Pectinidae.
ACUACACCACACGUGUAGCCUCUGGUGUUCAACGAGUCAACUGUUUAUAGAUGGUCAACUGACCUAGUACAGCCGUUUUUCAUUACAUACUGAAAACAACAACCUGGAGCUUUGGAAUCACUGGACAUAUGUACUAAGGAUAGAACUUUUUGAUAUAGAGACAAUGAGAAACUUAACAGUGGUGAUGGGCCAUCUCCACAUAAUCAGACAAUCUGUUAGAACAUUCGCUACUGCUCAACGAUAUGGUAAAGAAGAUACUAAAUGUAGAAAUAUUGAUCAAGGCUCAUUGAAAACAGGCCAUUACUUGCUAAAGAACUACAUACAGAGACCCCCAUUGGAAAAAUGUGAGCGUCUCCCCUUUAGCAGGAAGAAAAUCACAGUGUCUGAUGUAGAACCAGCAUUUAAGUCCUGCCAAGCAUGUGUUAAAGUCUGCAGAAGUAUUUUGAAUGAGAAUAAAUUUAUGUCGACCAAGCAAGUGGAAGUUUUAGAUGCUCUCCAGAGAAAUAUAUGGGAAUUUCAUAUACUUGAUUUGACCUUUGAACAGUUAUUUGAUCUCAUUGAGAGAAGUAUUAUGAAGAAAUAUAAAUGUGAAUACUUCUUGCGUGCCUUGUUCAUGCAAGCAACAUCAAAGUUUGAUACUUACGAAUGGGAUGCCAGUUCCAUUUCACUUCUAAUGUUGUUUACAACUGUGUUUAGACAAGUUCCUCGUUCCUUAAUGGAUAAGGUACACACAUUUGUCUGUUUGAAUAUAAAACUAUUUUCCUUGAAAGAGCUGAUUUUGAUCAUGAAUGCAUUCUAUGUAGGAAAGUUCAAUUAUGGUCAUGCAGACUUUCUGGCUUCCUCAGUAAUAGACAAAGCUCUGACAAAUCUUCGUGACUUGAAUUCUAGAGAUCUUCUCAUGAUUAUCAAGCUGUGCCAAUCACACAGAGAGGACAAUUUCACCUUUUUGUUUGAUGUUGCGAGAACACUAAUGAGGGAUGAAAAUGAUUUGAAGAAACAUUGCAGGAAUUUUAUAGAUGUUGCAUACUUGUUGAAACAAUAUGCAAAGUAUAAGCUUGAUGUUCCGGAAUUUGUGGAUGCUGUCAUAAACGCUUUACCAAAGCCUGCAGAUAUUCAGAUUGAAAGCUGUGAGGAGGACAAUGCAAUUAAAGUAACCAACACCAACCCACAGCUCACCAUUCGACUGAAGGAUAUUGGCACAAUAUCAUGGGCACUUGGGUGUUUAGCUUAUGAUGUAGGAGACACAACAGGCAUCCACUCAUAUUUAGAAAAAUUGUUCGUAGCCAUUCAUAGAAUUGACAAUAGGAAUGCACAUAGCUUUAUCAGGGAAUUCUUUUUUGGCCAAGUUGUUGCUGGGAAAUUUACGCCAGUUUUCAUUCAGUACAUGAGAGAUCAUAGUUCCAAACAUUUAAAAGAACAACUUGAGAAAAACAAUUACACACGUAAAGGAAUGUUGUAUAUUUUUCUUCGUGUCUGCAUGGAUAUUGAUUGUCCAGAUGUUGAGCUCAAGAAAAUUCCGAGGGGGGAGAUGGAGCAUGUCAUGAAGCAGGAUAUUGCUGUACCAUCAUAUCAAUACUUUGAAGAUUUCACCAACUACAUGAAUGAAUUGUUACAAGGAAAAUUUGUUGUACAUCAUACUGUUCUGCCAUACAUCACAAAUCUCAUGGAAAUUCGUUUAGAUGAAAACAACAGACCAGUACCCUUUACACCAACAAAAUAUGAGGAUCUUUUAGAGGAAAUGAUGGACAAGGAAUUGAUGUCAAAAAGAGGUAGACGGAUUGUGAUUUUGCAAAGAACCCAGUCAUCCUGCUUGCAAAGUGGAAAGCAUUUAAGUAUGCUUGAUCGACCAUCUGGACUUACAUUAGUCAGCAAAAGACAUCUGUAUAAACUUGGAUACGAAUCCUGUUUGGUAACUCUCUUGCAUUCACCUUUACCUGAACGAGUUCAUCAGACAGUAUCAAUGUUGGUGAGGGAUUUUGGUGUACAAGUUAAUUCAGCAGUGCUAAAGAGGGUUGAACGAAGAUGUCUAAUAGAUCAACUUCAUAGAACUGGACAUGUACAAAAUAAAACUCAUUGAGAGUGAGUGUGUGUAACCAGGAACCUCAAUGUCGUAUCAAUAUCCUGCUCUAGUUCAAAUACAUCUUCAAUUGUGUUCAACUUACCGGUAGUUUCAUUCAUAUUUACAAUAAUGUGUUCAUAAAGUCAUGCACUAUAGUUGUGCCACAUUUCUGUCCACACCAGCUUGAUAUGUGCCAUCCAUGCCCAUUGUACU